AUGACACGUUACGGCUUUCAAGAUCUUUGGAUGAGCAUCGCAGAAAGUUGGAAUCAUGGGGUAAACUCUCCAGUUCAAAGUGAUGCCAUAGCUUCUGUCUGCAAUGCCAUCUCGAACAUCAACCCCAAUUCCAGCCAUGUGCCUGUGAUGCGCAGCCGGGAACCGUGCGGCACAGACAGUCAGGUGUCAGAUGGAGACAAAGCUGGUGCCACGUUGCUAUUCUCUGGAGCUUUCUUGACCCUAGUUGGCAUGACAUUCACAGCCAUGGGUUGGACAAAGUACAAUGUCAACCAAAGCUAUGAAUGGACACAGUUGCUGGGACCCAUACUGCUGUCAGUUGGAGGUAUGUUUGUGCUCAUAAGCAUCUGCAAAUUCCGAAUGCUCAUCUGCCAGUCCUGUAAACAGAAUGAUGGGGAAAGGACAUGUGAAAUAGACCCUCUGCCGCCCCUGUCGGGAACGUCGUUUGUCUUCACUGGACUUCAUCAACCCAUUACCUUCCACAGGGCCACGGUAGUCCAGUACAUCCCACCACCGUAUGCCUCUUUAAGUCAGGUCCCUGCUGAUGGUUUGCAUUCUGGUCACCGGCCGCUGGCAUUUUCAGUGAGCCCCCCGCCACAGUAUUACAGUGUGUUUCCCAAGGAGAACCUUGCUGCUUCUGGUGAAUUUGACAGCUCCACAGUGGAACAAAGGGAAAGCAGCUGCUCAAUGGAAGAGGAAGAUAAGAAAGUGAUCACAGCAGACAACUCCUCCUCUCCACCUGCAUAUGAGCAACUUUUGCCACCUCCUCAAGUGAUUCUUGCUCCUAACUAA
This is a messenger RNA of Paramisgurnus dabryanus, 810 nucleotides long. Lineage: Eukaryota; Metazoa; Chordata; Actinopteri; Cypriniformes; Cobitidae. The record is from RefSeq and is a predicted model, not a curated record.